AUGGAGAGAAGUUGUUUCCUCUUGUCAAUCACCUUCUUGCUGGUGCUGCAGCUGCAGUACAGUUCUAUAGGCACAGGUGCAGCACAAACCAACAUCACCAUCGACCAGUCUGCUCUUCUUGCUCUGAGAUCCCAUAUCACUAGUGACCCUCACAACAACUUGGUCAACUGGUCAACCGCCACCUCCGUCUGCAACUGGGUUGGCAUUACUUGUGGUGCUCGCCACCUCAGAGUAGCAUCAUUGAAUCUCUCGUACAUGGGUUUCACUGGCACCAUUCCACCACAUUUCGGCAACCUCUCAUUUCUUUUUGGGUGGUGCUUAAGGAACAAUAGCUUCCAUUGCAUCUUGCCCAAGGAAUUGUCUUAUUUGCGUCAGCUGAAGUUGAUUAACUUCGGAUACAACAAUUUUAUGGGAUCCAUUCCAUUGUGGUUUCGGUUAUUCUCUCCAAACUUCAAACCUUCAAUUUGUAUGGCAAUUAGUUUUCAGGUUUCAUUCCGACGACUAUCUUCAACUGAUCUACACUGCAAAUAA
Molecule: messenger RNA, 531 nt
Organism: Prunus armeniaca (apricot)
Lineage: Eukaryota; Viridiplantae; Streptophyta; Magnoliopsida; Rosales; Rosaceae
Source: the annotation of a GenBank genome assembly